AUGGGAGGCAAGCUGAGCAAGAAGAAGAAGGGAUAUGAUGUCAGCGACCCAAAGGAUAAGAAAGAUGACAUUACAGCGGCAGCGGUCAGUGCCGUGGAGUCCGUCAAGGCUGCCGUGGUGAAUGCAGCCCCGGCACCCAUUGCUGAGCUGUACAGGAAGCUGUCACCGGAGGGGAGGAGCCGGCGGAACCUGCACCUGCAGAGAAGGGCACUGCAGAACCUGAGGCCGCCCCAGAGGAACCGGCCCCUGCAGCUGCCCCAGAGGAACCGGCCCCUGCAGCUGCCCCAGAGGAACCCGCCCCUGCAGCUGCCCCAGAGGAACCCGCCCCUGCAGCUGAACCAGAGGAACCGGCCCCUGCAGCUGAACCAGAGAUACCGGCCCCUGCAGCUGCCGCAGAGGAACCGGCCCCUGCAGCUGCCCCAGAGGAACCUGCUGCCCCAGAGGAACCGGCCCCUGCAGCUGCCCCAGAGGAAGUGGCCCCUGCAGCUGAACCAGAGGAACCGGCCCCUGCAGCUGCCCCAGAGGAACCUGCUGCCCCAGAGGAACCUGCUGCCCCAGAGGAACCGGCCCCUGCAGCUGCCCCAGAGGAAGUGGCCCCUGCAGCUGAACCAGAGGAACCGGCCCCUGCAGCUGCCCCAGAGGAAGUGGCCCCUGCAGCUGAACCAGAGGAACCGGCCCCUGCAGCUGCCCCAGAGGAACCUGCUGCCCCAGAGGAACCGGCUCCUGCCGCUGCCCCAGAGGAACCCGCUGCCCCAGAGGAACUGGCCUCCGCUGCUGCCCCAGAAGAACCUUCCCCUGCUGAUGCCCCAGAGGAACCUGCCCCUGCAGUGGAUGAGCCAGAGCCUACUGCAUCAGAGGUCCCUGAGGAGCCAGAAGCGCCUUCUCCAGAGCUCACUCCCACAGAACCUGCUGCCCCAGAGCCAGAACUAG
This is a messenger RNA of Hypomesus transpacificus, 930 nucleotides long. Its product is annotated as apidaecins type 73-like. The record is from RefSeq and is a predicted model, not a curated record. The transcript has 2 exons. Lineage: Eukaryota; Metazoa; Chordata; Actinopteri; Osmeriformes; Osmeridae. The coding region runs from base 1 to 930 and encodes 309 amino acids.